Manacus vitellinus (golden-collared manakin) is the source of this 5997-nucleotide messenger RNA. RefSeq names its product contactin associated protein like 2 (gene CNTNAP2). The transcript has 24 exons. The coding region runs from base 287 to 4273 and encodes 1328 amino acids. Lineage: Eukaryota; Metazoa; Chordata; Aves; Passeriformes; Pipridae. The record is from RefSeq and is a predicted model, not a curated record.
UUUUUCUGCUUCUUCUUUUCCCCCCCCUUCCUCUGAGAAGGAGGGACAGACACAAACACAGAGAAAUAAGGGAAAGAAAAGUACCGGGACUGAUCGUGCUGCUGCAAACCCAAAGAUAGCAGGUGAAGAGGGGGUUUGGCUUCUACCCCAAGGUAAAGCCCUGCCCCCUUUACCUUCUCGCCACCUCCUCCGAGAAGGAGAAGGAGAGAGAGAGAAAGGGCCAAAGUGGAGAAAAGCAGGUCUUCUGCGGCUGGCAUUUGGAGUACAGGGAGCCAGGAAGUGAAGGAUGGUUGUGGUUACCCGAGCUGGCUGCAGGGCAGCUCUCUUCCUCUGGAUUUUCAGCAGCAUUAGCUGCAGAGCCAGGACUGCUCUGCCUGCAUCUCAAAAGUGCGAUGAACCUCUGGUCUCAGCAUUACCCCAUUCCUCCUUCAGCAGUUCAUCAUCUAUGACAAGCAGCUAUGUGCCGGGUUAUGCCAAGUUAAACAAGAGAGGAGGUGCAGGAGGUUGGUCUCCAUCAGACAGUGAUCAUUACCAAUGGCUACAGGUGGAUUUUGGGAACCGGAAACAGAUCAGUGCUAUUGCAACUCAAGGCAGGUACAGCAGUUCUGACUGGGUCACUCAAUAUCGGAUGCUCUAUAGUGACACAGGGAGAAACUGGAAACCCUACCACCAAGAUGGAAAUAUCUGGGCAUUUCCUGGAAAUACAAACUCUGACAGUGUGGUCCGGCACGAUUUACAACAUCCCGUUAUUGCUCGCUAUGUAAGGAUAGUUCCUUUGGACUGGAACGAAGAGGGCCAGAUUGGGUUAAGAAUUGAAGUCUAUGGCUGCUCCUAUUGGGCUGAUGUUAUCAAUUUUGAUGGCCAUGUAGUGUUACCAUACAGAUUCAGGAACAAGAAAAUGAAAACACUGAAAGAUGUCAUCUCUCUGAAAUUUAAGACCUCUGAAAGCGAAGGUGUAAUCUUCCAUGGAGAAGGACAGCAAGGAGACUAUAUCACCUUGGAACUGAAGAAAGCCAAACUUGUUCUAAAUUUAAAUUUAGGCAGCAACCAGCUUGGGUCCAUUUAUGGUCACACAUCUGUGAUGACAGGCAGCCUCUUGGAUGAUCACCACUGGCACUCCAUCGUCAUAGAGCGCCACGGGAGAAACAUCAAUCUCACCCUGGACAGACACAUGCAGCACUUCAGAACCAAUGGAGAAUUUGAUUACCUGGACCUGGAUUAUGAGAUAACCUUUGGAGGCAUGCCUUUUUCUGGGAAGCCAAGUUCUAACAGCAGAAAAAAUUUCAAAGGCUGCAUGGAGAGCAUCAACUACAAUGGCAAUAAUAUCACUGACCUUGCCAAGAGGAAGAAAUUGGAACCCUCGAAUGUGGGAAAUUUAAGUUUUUCUUGUGUGGAGCCACAUACAGUGCCUGUCUUUUUCAAUGCCACCAGUUACCUUGAGGUUCCUGGUCGUCCAAGCCAGGAUCUGUUUUCGGUCAGCUUCCUUUUCCGAACCUGGAAUCCAAAUGGACUUCUUGUCUUCAGUAACUUUGCGGAUGACCUGGGAAAUGUUGAAAUUGAUAUAAACGAAGGCAAAGUCAGUGUCCACAUCAAUGUCACCCAAGUGAAGAAGAACCGGAUAGAUAUCUCAUCAGGCUCUGGUCUCAAUGACGGGCAGUGGCAUGAAGUUCGAUUCCUAGCUAAGGAAAAUUUUGCUGUCCUCACCAUUGAUGGAGAUGAAGCUUCAGCUGUUCGAACAAACAGUCCUCUACAAGUUAAGACUGGCGAUAAAUAUUUCUUUGGAGGGUUUCCUGUACAGAUGAAUGACUCAGAUCACUCGCUACUUCAGCAUUCUUUUCAAGGAUGCAUGCAGUUUAUUCAUGUGGAUGAUCAGCUGGUGGAUUUGCACGCGGUGGAGCAAGGCCAGCUGGGAAGCUUUGCUAAUGUCACCAUUGACAUGUGUGCCAUUAUUGACAGGUGUGUGCCCAAUCACUGCGAACAUGGUGGAAAAUGCACCCAGACGUGGGACAGCUUCAAGUGCACUUGCGAUGGAACUGGAUACAGUGGUGCCACUUGUCAUAACUCUAUUCAUGAACUCUCUUGUGAAGCAUACAAACACUUGGGCAAAACUACAAAUUACUACUGGAUAGAUCCAGAUGGUAGUGGGGCACUGGGACCUUUGAAAGUUUACUGCAACAUGACAGAGGAUAAAGUAUGGACAACUGUGUACCAUGAUCUGCAAAUGCAGACUUCUGUGGGAGGCAACAGCAUGGAGAAGUUAUCUGUACUGCAGCUCAACUAUAGUGCAACAAUGGACCAGAUUUCUGCCAUUACCAGUAGUGCUGAAUACUGUGAGCAGUUUAUCUCCUACUCUUGCAAGAUGUCCCGGCUGCUGAAUACACCAGAAGGGAAUCCAUAUACCUGGUGGGUUGGAAAAGCCAAUGAGAAGCACUACUAUUGGGGCGGAUCAGGACCUGGCAUUCAAAAAUGUGCCUGCGGCAUCGAACGCAACUGUACUGAUCCCAAGUACUACUGCAACUGUGAUGCUGAUUAUAAGCAAUGGAGAAAAGACACUGGAAUGUUGUCAUACAAAGAGCACCUACCAGUGAGUCAGGUAGUCGUCGGAGAUGUUGACCGGCCUGGGUCUGAAGCCAAGGUGUCUGUGGGUCCCGUGCGCUGUCAAGGAGAUCGGAAUUACUGGAACGCAGCUUCUUUCGUUACUUCAUCAUCUUACCUCCACUUCUCCACCUUCCAAGGGGAAACCAGCGCAGACAUCUCUUUCUAUUUCAAAACAUCAGCCUCGGAUGGGGUGUUCCUUGAGAAUCUGGGUAACACUGACUUCAUCAAACUGGAGCUGAAAUCUGCUACAGAGGUUUCCUUUUCAUUCGAUGUCGGAAAUGGGCCGGUGGAAAUUGUCGUUAGAUCUCCCAGCCAGCUCAAUGAUGACCAGUGGCAUCGGGUCAAUGCUGAGAGGAAUGUCAAACAAGCCAGCCUGCAGGUAGACCAGUUACCCCUGGAGGUGCGGAAAGCACCAACAGAAGGACACACGCGACUGGAAUUGUACAGCCAGCUCUAUGUUGGUGCUGCAGGAGGCCAGCGAGGAUUCCUAGGCUGCAUUCGUUCAUUAAGGAUGAACGGGGUGACACUGGACCUGGAAGAGAGAGCAAAAGUCACUCCAGGGGUGAAGCCUGGCUGCUCCGGCCACUGCACGAGCUAUGGGAUGUACUGCGCAAAUGGCGGCAAAUGUGUCGAGAAAUACAACGGCUACUCCUGUGACUGCUCCAAAACUGCCUACGAUGGACCAUUUUGCAUAAAAGAUGUUGGAGCAUUUUUUGAAGAAGGAAUGUGGCUUCGUUACAACUUCCACUCCCCAGGAACUAGCAUGAAGGAUUUAGUUAGCCGGACACUUUUGAGUUCUACAGAUCCUGAGAUCACAGCACCUGACCUCAACUUGAAUAAAGAAGAGCUCAGCUUCAGCUUCAGUACCACCAAGUCCCCUUGUGUCUUAUUGUACAUCAGCUCCUAUACCCAGGACUUCAUGGCUGUGCUUGUGAAGCCAGCUGGGAACCUGCAGAUUCGGUACAGCCUCGGAGGCACCAAAGAGCCAUAUAACAUUGACAUUGACCACAGAAACAUGGCUAAUGGGCAGCCCCACACUGUCAACAUCACGCGGAAUGGACGGGACAUCGUACUGCAGCUUGAUCACUAUCCUCCAACAAGUUACAGCCUGCCAGCCGCAUCUGACAUUCAGUUCAAUUCCCCAAAGGCACUGUUCCUAGGAAAAGUUAUAGAAAUUGGGAAGAUUGACCAAGAUAUAUAUAAAUACAACACCCCAGGGUUCACAGGCUGUCUAUCAAGAGUACAGUUCAACCAGAUUGCUCCGCUCAAAGCAGCUCUGAGACCAACCAACGCCUCCUCUCACGUUCACAUCAAAGGAGAACUGGUGGAAUCCAACUGCGGGGCAUCUCCUCUCACCAUCCCACCAAUGUCGGCCGCUACUGACCCAUGGCACUUAGACUCAGCGAGUGCCGAUUUCCCAUACAACGGUCAAGCUAUAGGAGAUGGAGUUAACAGAAACUCUGCUAUUAUUGGAGGCGUCAUCGCAGUGGUGAUCUUCACCAUCCUCUGCACCUUGGUGUUCCUGAUCCGCUACAUGUUUCGCCACAAGGGAACCUAUCACACCAACGAAGCCAAAGGGGCAGAGUCAGCCGAGAGCGCCGAUGCUGCCAUCAUGAACAAUGACCCCAACUUCACGGAGACCAUAGACGAGAGCAAGAAGGAAUGGCUUAUCUAAGCCUACGGGGAUGGGGCCUGGGGUGGGAUAUGAGCUGGGCCAGGGUGGGACUGGGAUGACUCUUGCAGUGGAGAGAGAACACUCUGUGUUGGACGCUUGAGCACACAUAGGGUAAAAAGAUCAGCACAACUGGUGGAGCAAGUGACAGGAAAAUACCACUGAGACUGGAGAAAAAAAAAUAUCUCAAGCAUUUAAGAAAAAAUAUUUUUUAAUAGUUAUUUACAGCAACUUGCCCCUUCUGUAUCCAAACGACUACAACAAAGAGCAGUUUUGCAGCUUCAGCACUGGUUAAAAUUUUCAGUAAUACCUGUCUAUUUCUGUGUGUGUUUAGAGAUGUUCUGGGUACUUGUGACAAGAAACGGGACUGGUUUUUUAUAUUUUUUAAAAGCUGUUUAAAAUGUGGGUAGUUCUAUCCUGAGAGCAAGUGGCAGCUCUUUUUUCCCAGCAUUGUAUUCCUUCAUGGCUGGCCACUUUCCCACACACUGCCCUCAGCCCCACACCUUGACCAUAACACCAUUCAUUUUAGUGGUAUUGAUCUGGGGGUUCAGGGCUGGGGGUGGAACUGGGGCAUGAAGACUAAUGCAAAUCUUACUCCCCAGUUUCUCAACACGUCAUCAGCCCAUGUCAGCCCUGGCAGGAUCCACCUUCUUGAUCCAGGCACUUUGUGGAUUGCGUGCAAUUCUCAUCAACAGUGUAAAAAUACUGUUAUUACGACUACUGUUACUACUAGAGAGGACGACCAUAAAGCACAGGAAGUUUUAGGGGGGUUUUUUAUUAUUAUUAUUUUGGUCUCUGAGGGAGGAUGAUGCUGUGUGACUCUGUAGACCUAAGCUGUUCCUGUAUCUUUGGCUGUGGCACUGGUGACCUGAGGCAUGUGCCAGUUAAACUCGCAUCUGCCCGUGACAUUUUGGCAUAUGCUGUACAUUGUAGUAGGGAAUUAGAACCAGACUUCACUUCUGUUUCUUCUUAAUAGACUGUCAUAGAAUUAUUAGUAUAGGUCUAGUCAAUGCAUUUGAACAUACAGGCUUCACAUCAUACUUUUUUCCCGACUCAAGAGUAGCAAUUUAUUCCUUAAAACCUUUGCAAGGAAAGCCUCUGCUGGCAGUGUUUGCACAGUCAGAAAGGUGAGGCAAAGGAGGCUUGGAAACUCUGCCCCCAGGGCACAUGAGAAACACUCAGCACACUGAGGAGAGUUAUUUUUCAACACAGAGAUUUACCUGAACUAUUUUACUGUCUUUGUAAGGCAUUUUUAAGACUAGCAAGGCCAAGUGCAUCAUUGCAUCCCAUUUUCCCUCUCAGACCACAGAAGUUGCAGGUGUUGCCUGAGCAGCAGGCAGGCAGCUAGUAGGAAAGGCAAAGGGGCAGCCUGAAGACCUAAUAUCCUUUGGUGGCAAUAACAAAGCUUUAGCUUGCCCUCUGUAGAGGAGAGUGGUUCUCCUGUAGUCUGAAGGAAUGUAAGGCCUUAAUGGGCAGGUUUUGCAGUGAACAGAAUGAAGGAAUGAAUACACUGCAGGACAAUUGCCACGUGUUAAAGGAACAGAAAUAAUACCAAGAAUUUCCCCUUAAAAGUUUUUAUGCUUGUGACAGUCCUAGAUUUGCUUUACCUUUAAUUUGGCUGGGUUUAGUAGGCACAGAUUUAACCCAUUUUUCUGUACAAGAAAGAUUUAUUUUUCACCUAAAUGUGCAAUCUACUACACUUUCAUUAUUCUAGUUGAUUCUUCAAA